Messenger RNA from Lachancea nothofagi CBS 11611, 1839 nucleotides. The record is from the annotation of a GenBank genome assembly. Lineage: Eukaryota; Fungi; Ascomycota; Saccharomycetes; Saccharomycetales; Saccharomycetaceae.
AUGCCGAAUGAAAAUUCCACAGCAGAGGGAAGCAGGAGCAUGAAUGCUGAUGGAAGUCCCUUAGAUGUUGGGAAAUCUCAAGACUCACGGGUCCAGCACGGUAAAAAAGAAGGCCUUCCGGGAGCCUACGCUCCUGGCUCACCCGAGAGUCAGCCACUACUUAAUGGAGAUCGCGCGCGGGCGUCGCAUAGAUCGAUCGGCCAAAAUGCUGCAGAAGGUAAUUUGGUGGAAGAAGUGGAGAGUUUGCAGGGACGGAUGUACAAAACACGCCAGAGGUAUCACAUCUUUGUGCAAGAUUCCAAAAUAGUGCUGAACACACUCAUCGGCAUCAAUUUGGUAUGGCUUGUAACCACCUUCAUUGUCGACUUUUUCUUCAACAUUGGUCUGUUGCACUUUAGCAACAGACUCACAAGUUUCAAUGAUUUGUGUUUGAUUUUUAUAUCCAUUGUGGCGAAUACGUUGAAUCUAUGGUCUAAUAAGGUGGGCUUGUAUUCUAGGCUCGAUCAGGGCCUCAACAUCGUCCUUUGUCUGAUGACUUUAUUCAAUCUGUUCUUGACCCUCAUUAUUAGCUACACGAGAAGAAGAAUAGGUUUUAUUGGAGCGUUCACAUACUUGUGGGCUUCUCUAACAUUUUUUGCUGGAGCUGUCUUGGACUGGUACUUGUAUUAUUAUUUCAAGGAAUUCAACGCCUCUAGCGAGGAUUACGACGAGACGCCAACUUCUGAAGGCAACUCCAGACACACCAUCAAGGAAUGGGUAUCUAUUGGCGUCAGAAAUUCUGUGAAAUGCCUCAUAUUCGUGUUUUACGUUUUUUUCACGUUAAACACCCUUCUUUUCACAAUUGAUGUUGGCAGUCUUACUCGUGGAGUGAAAGACGUCACCACGGAGGCGUCGGCGUCUUACGAUGCAUUUCAUUGGGUAGACAAGGAACACACGUACCAAUUGCAUAUUACAUGUUAUGGUGAUCUCUUCGCUAAAGAAAAGGAUGCGCAGCCUAUUGUGCUCUUUGAUCAUGGCAGCCUUGAUACUGCCUUCCUUUCGGCUACCUGGAUUCAAGAGCUUUACCAUCUGAAUAGGGUUGACCGGUACUGUACUUACGAAAGACCAGGAUACGGUCUUUCUGAUUCGGCUCCUGCUCCAGUAUCAAUUGCAAUGGUCGCUGAUGCCUUGACUUACGCUUUAGUUGAGGAUGCCAAAAUAAAAGGGCCUUUCAGUGUUGUUGGAUACGACAUAGGUGGAUUAUAUGCUCAAGUCUUUACGGCCAAAAACCUCGACAAGGUAGAGUCUAUGCUUCUUGUAGAGUCGUGGCAUGAAGACAUUUUGUUAAAGAACUAUCUACAAAGACUUCUUCCUCCUGACAAGGAUAACAAGGAUCCAGACGAUGUCAGCAAUUUGCCCGUGGAAAUUAAGAGACACAACGGUUUCAAAUUAUGGUGGCAAGGAAUUUGGUCUACUUUAGGUAUUAAGCUUCAAACCUCUUGGCUCUUAGCACACCAUGGCUCCAAGGAGAGGCUUUUUGGACGCGAUUUACAGUAUCAGGGCAAGUUUAUCAGAUCCAAGUUUUUAGAGAGCGUCACCAGCUCUUUAUUGAGCUACAAGGAUGUUCUGAACGGCAAAGAAAAGCUUCGUGACAUUAAACUAAGUGUUGCAAGUUCUAAUCAAUUGAUCAAAAAGUCUCCGCAAUGGGGAAACUGGCAGAGAGAUUUAACAAAAUUAUCAGCCAAGACCCAAGAAUGGAAAAUUUUGAAUGGUGGACAUGAAGUCUACAAAUAUGGAAGCGCCAGAAAGGAGCUUCAGGAUGUUCUACUGAGAUUAUUGGGUGAUAAGGACAGGUAUUAA